AUUGACCUUUAAAUUAACUCUCGUCCUGGCAUGUGACUUGACCUUGGUGAAUCCCUAAUUGUGAAUUUCAAGCUCACGGACGCUGAUUUGCGCAGGAGGAGCUGCCAAGAACUUAACUGCAUAAAUACCGGAUGCGCUUCUUCAGUCGCCACAUCGCAGCUGAACCAUUCGUUCCAUUUCCAGGGAAUUCUGCACAGAAAAACUUUGUUUUUGUUAAAUAUGGCUCAAACUUUCAGAUCACUCUCAUCGCUACUGAUCGUAGUGGUCUGCUGCUUCCUGAAUGGGUCCACAGCCAAGGAGAGAGAAGGGAAACAAAUUCUUCUGUCAGCUGCUCCCCCAUACCCCUUGUACUUUUACGCAAACAAUCCUGUCGCUCCUGUGUAUGUUAAUGCCGGAGAGGCUCCAGUCGAAAUGGAUGCUAGAGUGCAAAGCAGUGACGCAGUUGGCAGGACAUUUUUCCGAAUUUUCGGAUGUCCGACGUGCCCGACUUGCCCGGCGCCUGUAAUAUGUCCAACAUGCCCUACUCCUGCAACACCUGCAGAUGGUGUCAUCUCUAUACCCGCCACAACCACUUGUGCGACUACUGCCAACAGCCUUGAUGCUACUCUCCUGCCUUGUGCUCGGGCAUCGGCAGCACCAAAAGGAACAAUCGAUGUCACAUUUACCGCUACGACGACGAGCGUUAUGAUUGCAAUUUUAGGUGCUACCCCAACUACCGCAAUCAGAUUGACAUGCACUGCUUUUCCAGCAAGUUUCCUUGGCGUGACGCAAUUCGGUCCAAUAGCUCCUGCUACACCUACCAUUACCGGAUUUGGGUUCGUGCAAUUUCUAGCUUCGUCUGGGGGUAAUAUUGCGCCGGGUUCCUUGAGAUGCACAUGGUCUUCAUAACUGUAUUAUUAUAUUGAAAUCAAUUGG
Molecule: messenger RNA, 915 nt
Organism: Daphnia pulicaria
Lineage: Eukaryota; Metazoa; Arthropoda; Branchiopoda; Diplostraca; Daphniidae
Exons: 5
Coding region: 220-888 (222 amino acids)
Source: RefSeq, a predicted model, not a curated record